This is a messenger RNA of Gallus gallus (chicken), 773 nucleotides long. It is a transcript of the gene CRYBA4, whose product is annotated as crystallin beta A4. Bases 183 to 773 code for a protein of 196 amino acids. Lineage: Eukaryota; Metazoa; Chordata; Aves; Galliformes; Phasianidae. Gene Ontology annotation, biological process: visual perception; lens development in camera-type eye. The record is from RefSeq and is a predicted model, not a curated record. The transcript has 5 exons. Gene Ontology annotation, molecular function: structural constituent of eye lens.
CUCUCCUGCCCUGUCUCUAUCUGGAGGCUAUAAAAGCUCUGCCUGAGAGCUGCUGGCCACGCCACCUCCGGGCGCAGCACUCGUCCCCAGUAAGCACAGAGGGAGAGCAGUGAGGACCCCCAGCCUUCCCCUGUCCACCAGGGCACAGCUCCUGUCCUCCUGUCCUCCUCCGCAGAGCCGUGAUGAUCCAGCGCCGCAGGCCGUCCUCCGGCCUCUGGAAGAUCGUGGUGUGGGAUGAGCCCUUCUUCCAGGGCAAGCGGCACGAAUUCACCACCGACUGCUACAGCACGCCGGAGCGCGGCUUCAGCACCGUGCGCUCCUUCAGGAUCGAGAGUGGGGCCUGGGUGGGCUUCGAGCACUGCGGCUUCCAGGGGCAGCAGUUCGUGUUGGAGCGUGGUGAGUAUCCGUGCUGGGAGGCGUGGAGUGGCAGCAACGCCUACCACGUGGACAGGAUGAGCUCCUUCCGCCCCAUCACCUGUGCUGAGCACAGGCGCAGCCAGCUGCUGCUGUUCGAGCAGGAGAACUUCCAGGGCAGGAGGGGGGAGCUGAGCGACGACUGCCCCUCACUGCCCGCGCUGGGCUGGGGCGGCAGUGCCGUGGGCUCCUUCCUCGUGUGCUCCGGCGCGUGGGUCUGCUCACAAUACCCCGGGUACCGGGGCUUCCAGUACCUCCUGGAGAGCGACAGCCACGCCGGAGAGUAUAAGCACGUUCGGGAGUGGGGCUCCCAUGCUCAGACGGGCCAGGUGCAGUCCAUCCGCAGGGUCCAGCAGUGA